UUACAAUUCAUGAACACUAAGAGGCUUUUCAUUACGGCGAUAUGGUUGUCGUAUUAGUACAGAUAGAUGUGCUUCUUGGGGUCAUUAAGGACCAUUGCUCCUUUAAACAGCUGAAAAUACAUGCAUGAUAGGUACACUUAAAGUAUACUUAAGUCACUAAAGUUAAGUAAUUGGCACCUAAGAAUUAUCAACAAUAUCAUGGACAGAAAAGUGAAGAAAUUCAACCCCGAUUCAAAGAUUAAUUCAGUAGAACUGGACUUUAUCUUGACACCACCGCCUCACAUGAGACAAUCGAAAAAAGCUACUCAGUCAAUAACAGGUGUGCUGGAAGCAGACCUGCAUGCCCAGCGCUAUUAUUAUCAAGUAGAGGCUAUGAACGUGGUGAACAGUCAAGACAUUCACCUCGAACUCAUGAGCAGCAAUGAGAAUGGCCUAGAGAAAAGUAAUUUGUACGAAAUUGUAGAUGUGAAAUUUGUCACCGCGUCGCAAAUGUUCGCAAAUGUACAGGAAUGUUUGAGCUCUGAACUCUUUCAAGUUUAUGACAUAUUUAUGGGAAACAUUCUCCAACCUUGGAGUUGUUUCGGGCAUGUGCUGUAUAAAGGCUUUGAUAAACUUAGACUUUAAACAGAUAACACCGUCUGUUGGUGACGAUAAGGGCGUACUGCGUCUUGCCGA
Messenger RNA from Owenia fusiformis, 675 nucleotides. NCBI's taxonomy places the organism in Eukaryota, Metazoa, Annelida, Polychaeta, Sabellida, Oweniidae. The record is from the annotation of a GenBank genome assembly.